AUGCAGGUCUUCAUCAAGGGAGACAGCACAUUCGCACUCAAUGUCGCAAGCGAGGCCUCUGUCCUCGACACAAAGGCACAGGUCGCCACACAGGUCGGCUGCCCACUCGAGGGCCAGCGUUUGAUCUUUGCUGGUCAGCAGCUCGAGGAUGGUCAGGCCCUCGCCGACUACGGCAUCCAGCAGGCUUCCACCAUCCAGCUCGUCUUCACCCUGCGUGGUGGUGCCAAGAAGCGAAAGAAGAAGGUCUACACCACCCCAAAGAAGAUCAAGCACAAGCGCAAGAAGGUCAAGAUGGCCGUGCUCAAGUACUACAAGGUCGAUGGUGAGGGCAAGAUCCAGCGUCUCAGGCGUGAGUGCCCUGCUCCUUCGUGCGGUGCCGGUGUCUUCAUGGCCACCCACAAGGACCGUCAGUACUGUGGCAAGUGCGGUCUUACCUACAUGGCCAAGGCUUAG
Molecule: messenger RNA, 453 nt
Organism: Protomyces lactucae-debilis
Lineage: Eukaryota; Fungi; Ascomycota; Taphrinomycetes; Taphrinales; Protomycetaceae
Product: ribosomal protein S27a-domain-containing protein
Exons: 2
Coding region: 1-453 (150 amino acids)
Biological process (GO): modification-dependent protein catabolic process; protein ubiquitination; translation
Cellular component (GO): ribosome; cytoplasm; nucleus
Molecular function (GO): structural constituent of ribosome; ubiquitin protein ligase binding; protein tag activity
Source: RefSeq, a predicted model, not a curated record